Molecule: messenger RNA, 4840 nt
Organism: Mobula hypostoma (lesser devil ray)
Lineage: Eukaryota; Metazoa; Chordata; Chondrichthyes; Myliobatiformes; Myliobatidae
Product: collagen alpha-1(I) chain-like
Exons: 53
Coding region: 153-4538 (1461 amino acids)
Biological process (GO): collagen fibril organization; notochord development; skeletal system development
Cellular component (GO): collagen type II trimer
Molecular function (GO): extracellular matrix structural constituent conferring tensile strength; protein binding
Source: RefSeq, a predicted model, not a curated record
AAGGACCCUCGAUCUGCGAACGGAACAGUAGGAAGUUUCUGCUGGGGCACGGUGCUGAAGCUUGGAAUUACACAACAUCAGAAAUUGCAUGUUCGGCCGCUAAAGAUAGAACCCCUUUUACCCCAAAGAGUCUACAUGUCUGAUUACUAGACAUGUUCAGCUUUGUGGAUACUCGGACUUUGCUGUUACUUGCAGCAACGUUAGUAGUGGGAAGAUGUCAAGCCGAAGAUGAUGGUGAUACGGGGGGCUGCAUGAAGGAUGGACAAACAUACCAAAAUAACGAUAUCUGGAAACCCGACCGUUGCCUGAUCUGCGUCUGCGACAGUGGCCAGGUCCUGUGCGAUGAAAUAAUCUGCGAUGAAAAGACCGACUGCCCUAAUGCUGAACUCCCCGACGGAGAGUGCUGCCCUGUCUGCCCCGAUCAAGAACCAGAUGAAGGUGUAAUACAUCCUUCUGGCCCAAGGGUUCAGGGACCUCCUGGCCCCAAGGGAGAGCCUGGUCCUAAGGGUGAUAGAGGACUUCCAGGAUUACCAGGAAGAGAUGGAGUUCCUGGAACUCCCGGCAGAGACGGUCCUCCUGGUCCACCUGGCCCACCUGGAACGUCUGGCCUUGGCGGAAACUUCCUCCCCCAAUAUGAUGGCUUCAGUGAGAAAACAUCUGGUGGUAUUCCAAUGCCUGGACCUAUGGGUCCAAUGGGUCCCAGAGGAGCUCCUGGCCCCCCUGGUGCACCUGGCCCUCAAGGUUUCCAAGGUCACCAAGGCGAGCCUGGUGAACCAGGUGCACCUGGUCCCAUGGGUCCACGUGGUCCUCCUGGCCCCCCUGGCAAGAAUGGUGAUGAUGGUGAACAUGGCAAAGCUGGUCGCCCCGGUGAACGUGGUCCUCCUGGUCCUCAGGGUGCUCGUGGUUUCCCUGGAACUCCUGGACUUCCAGGAAUCAAAGGACACAGAGGUUUCAAUGGCUUGGAUGGUGCUAAGGGUGACUCUGGUCCAGCUGGCCCUAAGGGUGAAACUGGUGCUCCUGGUGAAAAUGGAACUCCUGGUCCAAUGGGCCCACGUGGUGCGAAUGGAGAGCGAGGUCGCCCUGGCCCUCCUGGCCCUGCUGGUGCUCGUGGUAACGAUGGUGCUGCUGGUGCUGCUGGCCCACCUGGUUCUGUUGGUCCCGCUGGUCCUCCUGGCUUCCCUGGUGCUCCUGGAGCUAAGGGUGAAGUUGGUCCUGCUGGUGGCCGUGGUGCUGAUGGUCCUUCUGGUGCUCGUGGUGAACCUGGUAGUCCUGGACCUGCUGGCCCAGCUGGCCCCGCUGGCAACCCUGGAACUGAUGGCGCUCCUGGUCCCAAAGGUGCAGUUGGUGCCCCUGGCAUUGCUGGUGCUCCUGGUUUCCCCGGCCCAAGAGGACCAAGUGGCCCACAAGGUGCAGUUGGACCUACUGGCCCUAAGGGUAACAACGGUGAAGUUGGUGCCCCUGGUUCCAAGGGUGAAUCAGGUGCAAAAGGUGAACCUGGCAUUGCUGGUCCCCAAGGUCCACCUGGUCCAGCUGGAGAGGAGGGCAAAAGAGGUGCUCGUGGUGAGCCUGGUGCUCAGGGUGCUCCUGGUAGCCCUGGUGAACGUGGAGCUCCUGGAAAUCGUGGUUUCCCUGGUUCUGAGGGUCUUGUUGGACCCAAGGGCCCUCCCGGUGAACGUGGCAACACUGGCCCUGCUGGGCCCAAAGGUGCCCCUGGUGAAGCUGGAAGACCUGGUGAGCCUGGUCUGCCUGGUACAAGGGGUCUGACUGGUAGCCCUGGCAGUCCUGGUGCUGAUGGCAAGCCUGGUCCUCCCGGUCCAGCUGGUCAAGAUGGUCGCGCUGGUCCACCUGGUCCUUCUGGUCCAAGAGGUCAACCUGGUGUGAUGGGUUUCCCUGGUCCCAAGGGUGCUGCUGGUGAACCAGGCAAAACCGGUGAGAGGGGAAUCGUUGGUCCUGCUGGUUUAAUGGGUCUUCCUGGCAAAGAUGGUGAAGUUGGUGCUCCUGGCCCUGCUGGUCCUGCUGGCCCCAGUGGUGAAAGAGGUGAACAAGGACCCCCAGGACCUCCUGGCUUCCAGGGUCUCCCUGGUCCUCCUGGUGCUGCUGGUGAACCUGGAAAAGCUGGUGAACAGGGCUUGCCUGGUGAUGUUGGUCCUCCUGGCCUUACUGGUCCAAGAGGUGAGAGAGGCUUCACUGGUGAACGUGGUGCUCCUGGUCCUGCAGGUCCAACAGGUGUUCGUGGUGCUCCUGGCUCUCCCGGCAGUGAUGGUCCCAAGGGUGAUACUGGUCCACAAGGUGCUCCUGGUGGCCAAGGUUCACCUGGUCUGCAGGGUAUGCCUGGUGAACGUGGUGCUAGUGGACUUCCUGGUGCCAAAGGUGCAAGGGGUGAUGCAGGUCCAAAGGGAGCUGAUGGUCCUCCAGGUAAAGACGGAAUGAGAGGUAUGUCUGGAGCAAUUGGACCACCUGGACAUGUUGGUGCCCCUGGCGAGAAGGGUGAAGCUGGUCCUCCUGGCCCUGCUGGUCCUGCUGGUCCCCGUGGUCAGGCCGGUGAACGUGGUGAACCCGGUCCUCCUGGCCCUGCUGGCUUUGCUGGUCCUCCUGGUGCUGAUGGUCAACCUGGUGCUAAAGGUGAAGCUGGUGACACUGGUGCAAAGGGUGAUCCUGGUCCUCCAGGUCCUUCUGGUGCAGUUGGCGUUGCUGGGCCACCUGGUCCUACUGGGCCUGCUGGGCCUAAAGGUGCUCGCGGUGCUCCAGGUCCACCUGGUGCUACUGGCUUCCCUGGUGCUGCUGGCAGAGUUGGUCCACCUGGUCCUAGUGGAAAUUCUGGCCCUCCUGGUCCACCUGGCCCUCCUGGAAAAGAAGGUCCUAAAGGUCUGCGAGGUGAGACUGGUCCUGCUGGUCGUCCUGGUGAGCCUGGUGCUGCUGGUCCUCCUGGCCCUGCUGGCGAGAAGGGUUCUCCUGGUGCUGAUGGUCCUUCUGGAGCAGCUGGUCCCCCCGGACCUCAGGGUAUUGCCGGUGUCCGUGGUAUUGUUGGCACUAUAGGACCCAGAGGUGAACGCGGUCCCAUGGGUCUCCAAGGUCAAAGUGGUGAACCUGGCAAACAAGGUCCAGUUGGUGCACCUGGUGAGCGUGGUCCUCCUGGCCCAGUGGGUCCACCUGGUUUAGCUGGCCCACCUGGUGAAUCUGGACGUGAGGGUGCUCCUGGAGCUGAAGGUGCCCCAGGCCGUGAUGGUGCACCUGGUCCCAAGGGUGAUCGUGGUGAAGCUGGUAUAGCUGGUGCUCCUGGUGCUCCCGGUGCUCCUGGUGCUCCUGGCCCAGUUGGUCCUGCUGGGAAGCAUGGCGAUCGUGGUGAACCUGGUCCUGCUGGCCCUGCUGGUCCUGCUGGUCCAAUGGGUCCUCGUGGUCCAGUUGGUGCAGUUGGCCCACGUGGUGACAGAGGUGAAACUGGUGAGGCUGGUGCAAGAGGUAUUAAGGGCCACAGAGGUUUCCCAGGUAUUCAAGGUCUGCCUGGUCCUCCUGGUCCUCCUGGUGAACAAGGUCCUGCUGGCCCCUCCGGUGCUGCUGGUCCACGUGGUCCUGCUGGUCCACCUGGUUCUCCUGGUAAAGAUGGUGCUAGUGGUUUGCCUGGUCCAAUUGGUCCACCUGGUCCUCGUGGUCGUACUGGUGAAGUUGGCCCUGUUGGCCCACCUGGACCUCCUGGUACUCCUGGCCCCCCUGGUCCAGCUCAUGGAGGAUUUGACUUCCAGUACCUGGCACCAUCACCAGAGAAAGGUGCAGAUCCUCUCCGUUACUUCAGGGCAGAUGAUGCUGGUGCUGUUGCAGACCGUGAUAUCCAAGUUGACACCACUCUGAAAUCCCUCACCCAGCAAAUUGAGAGCAUCCGCAGCCCAGAGGGUACUAGAAAGAACCCAGCCCGUACUUGCCGUGACCUGAAGAUGUGCCACCCAGACUGGAAGAGCGAUGAUUACUGGAUUGAUCCAAACCAAGGCUGCUCUCUGGAUGCCAUCCGCGUAUUCUGUAACAUGGAAACUGGUGAGACAUGUGUCUAUCCAAGCCCACGGUCCAUCCCACAAAAGAACUGGUACACAACCAAGAAUCCAAAAGAGAAGAAGCACGUCUGGUUUGGCGAGAACAUGGAGGGUGGCUUCCAGUUUGGCUAUGGUGGUGAUGAUGGUGUUCUCGCCAGCGAUGUUGCAAUCCAGAUUACCUUCCUGCGCUUAAUGUCAUCUGAGGCAACACAGAACAUCACGUACCACUGUAAGAACAGCAUUGCCUACAUGGAUGAGGAAACUGGUAAUCUGAAGAAGGCCGUAUUCCUCCAAGGAUCCAAUGAAAAUGAAAUCAGAGCAGAAGGCGACAGUCGAUUGGUGUACAGUGUUACUGAGGAUGGUUGCACGAGACAUACUGGCAAAUGGGGCAGAACAGUCUUCGAAUACAAAUCAAUGAGAACAACACGACUGCCGAUUAUUGACAUUGCACCUAUGGACGUUGGUGGCACUGAUCAAGAAUUUGGUGUUGACAUUGGCCCAGUCUGCUUCUUGUAAAACGGACUUGAAAUUUACUUGCAGUCAUCUCUAAACUUUCUAUGCAUUGAAUUCUAAUUCAUUCGACAGCCACGGUCCACUUGCUUAAACUUCGGGCCUGAAGACGGGUGGGGCAACUACAAGGACACUUUUAAGUUCUGUUUCUAUGGCAACAGGAAAAAAGUACUUGUCAGGUGUAAACUUCCCCUUGGAGUUCAGAGAUCACUGCAGGUGACAUUUUGCCAUAUACCACUGCAGAGAAAAACUGAAAGAUUGUAUGUACCAUUUUCAGGUGGCAAAAUAAAUUUGAAAAAAUGUCAAAA